GGUGCAGAGCCGCAGCUCCCGCACCGAGGCGGCGCCGGCCCAACCGAACCCGCGGGGUCUGGCGGUCGCCGAGGGUCCCGGGACGCAGCUUAUGGGCCCUCGGGCAUGGGAAGGGGCGUCCUCGUAGAAGACCGGAGCGGGUGGGCGGCCGAGGGCCCGCUCCACGCCGGCCGGCGGCGGCUCAGGGCUCCCCCACACCGGCCCCUCGGCCGGGGCAGGGACUCGCCAGGCGGUGCCAUCGGAGCCCCUCCCAGCAGGCAGCUCUGAGAGGCGCCCGGCAGCUCCCUGUUGGCUGCUGGUUCCGGGUCUGAGCAGGAAGGCCUGCAGGAUAUCUGGUGACCAAGAAGGAAGCCUGGGAGCCUCGAAGGCCUUCUGCUCAGUGAACAGAGCACAGCCCUGAGAGAGAGCAGGGGCUGCCAGAAGUCUCCAGGCGCCAUCUUCCUGAGGCUGAGGCACUGCAGUCCCCCGCACCUGAAGACAGUUCGUAUCAGAAGAUGGAUGAUUCAGAGACAGGUUUCAACCUGAAGGUCGUCCUGGUCAGUUUCAAGCAGUGUCUCAACGAGAAGGAAGAGGUCCUGUUGGACCACUACAUCACCAGCUGGAAGGGGCUGGUCAGGUUUCUGAGCAGCCUGGGCAGCAUCUUCUCCUUCAUCUCCAAGGACGUGGUCUCAAAGCUGCAGAUCAUGGAGCGUCUGAGGAGCGGCCCCCAGGGCGAGCACUACAGCAGCUUGCAGUCCAUGGUGGCCUACGAGGUGGGCCACCAGCUGGUGGACCUGGAGCACCGCUCCCACCACCCCAACUCAGGCUGCCGGACCGUGCUGCGCCUGCACCGCGCGCUGCACUGGCUGCAGCUGUUCCUGGAGGGCCUGCGCACCAGCCCCGAGGACGCGCGCACCUCCACGCUCUGCACCGACUCCUACAACGCCUCGCUGGCCGCCUACCACCCCUGGAUUGUGCGCCGGGCCGUCACCGUGGCCUUCUGCACCCUGCCCACACGCACGGUCUUCCUGGAGGCCAUGAACGUGGGGACCACUGAGCAGGCUGUGGAGAUGCUGGGGGAGGCCCUGCCCUGCAUCGAGCACGUCUACGGCGUCUCCCAGAAGCUCUAUGCUGAGCACUCCCUGCUGGACCUGCCCUAGCGGCUGGGGGCCCAGGCCGGGUGGGCGUCCCCUGCUGCAGAGCUGGGCAGGGCAGCCAGGGCCUGUUAGUCCCAUGACAGCGCCUUCUGGGUGCCUUGAAAACCGGAGAGCCACCGUUGCCCCUGCAAGCUGAGCAUGUGGGGAGUCCCAGGCUGUGGCCAGCCAGGAAGAGGCCCCUCGCCACAGCCUUGCUGAGACACAGGCAGUGGAGAAGGUGGCAGGAUCAGGGCAUGCAGAGCAUGACGGGGGGCCCCACCCGCCUGGUGUGGACUCUAGGAAGUGGGGUGAAGUUGCAGGUUCCUGGGGUGUGGUGGCUUCGUCCUCCCCGCCAGCCAGCAUGUGCCAAGCUCAGGCCUAGGACACAGUGCCUGUGCCCAGGUGGGUGGCUGUCCCCAGGGAGGGGGAGAAUCCUUGGGCAGGGUCUGGGCACUCGAGCUCUCCCUGCCCCUCGCUGCCUGGCUGGCCUCACACCGUGCUGGGCAGGCCAGGGACAGUGACAGUGGGAGCUGAAGCCCCGAACUGAGCUGCCCCCAAAAGGCCCAGGAAGGCCCACCCUGCCCUCAGGAUGUAGCCCUCAGGGCGGCUGCUCCCACGGACACAGGCUGCCCCCAGAGCCUGGGGGACGCUCUGUUCCUUCACCCCACCCCUCGCUGUCCUGUCCCCACCGUGCUCCAGAGACCCAGGGGGUUACGCACGAAAUAGGAGGGGCUGGACCUCGUUGCCUAGGUGACAGCUACCAGACCACCACAGUGCAGCAGAUGCACAGGCUUGUUGGGGGUACUUGGGUGUGUUUUCCAACAUGAAUAAAUUACACUUAUGGCA
Messenger RNA from Lemur catta (Ring-tailed lemur), 1961 nucleotides. It is a transcript of the gene CPTP, whose product is annotated as ceramide-1-phosphate transfer protein. Gene Ontology annotation, cellular component: membrane; cytoplasm; cytosol. Lineage: Eukaryota; Metazoa; Chordata; Mammalia; Primates; Lemuridae. Gene Ontology annotation, molecular function: ceramide 1-phosphate transfer activity; ceramide 1-phosphate binding. Gene Ontology annotation, biological process: intermembrane lipid transfer; ceramide transport. The transcript has 4 exons. The record is from RefSeq and is a predicted model, not a curated record. Bases 495 to 1139 code for a protein of 214 amino acids.